AUGCUUCGGCUCUUAACUAAAAGUCCAUUUGCCCGAGCCCCAAGUGCACUUCCGAGACUCUCCAACUUCCGGUUCAACACGAAUAUCUCGAAACACACGACAAAUGCCGACACAGCUCAAGUAAAGGCAGAAUCGCCAGAGAUUGAAACUUCAACGGAAGAAAUCCCAUGGUAUCUUCGGGAUGACAUCACGUCUGACUUGGUGGAAACGAAAAAAAUCGAGUUACCUGAAAUCCCCACCCAUGCUCCUCCACAGGUUGAGGAAUUCAUUAAUCUUUUGGCCCACGACUAUGGCAUGGACGAUCUACUUUUAUUCGACAUGACGCUGCUUCCAGAGGAGCACGAGUUCAAGGAAACCAACAAAAAUAUCGACUUUGUGAUUAUUUCCACGGGUAAAUCUGAAAAGCACAUCUAUAAGGCCGCCAAUGAGUUGAGGCUCCACUUGAAACACACAUAUAAUACUGUACCUUUGAUUGAAGGUAUGGUUUCUAAUGCAAAAACGCCAGCCAUGAGAAGAAGACUUCUCAGACGCGCCAGAAAGGGUCCACUGGCCACGGACAAUGACUAUGGCCGUGCUGCCAACAGUUGGGUCAUGUGUUCCCACGAGGGAAUCGAUGUCCAUAUGCUCACAGGCCCAAGAAGAGAAGACUUGAACUUGGAGUCGUUGUGGUGCGCCCCUGAGGAUUUGCACAAGUAUACAUCAAACCAGACCACCUCUCAGGAGUCAGACAACAUUUUCAGCGGCAUCAGGCGUUUCCACACCAUGACAAAUUUCAGAAGACACUAUUCGAACAACUCAUCCAACUUGGAGGCUUAUUUGUAUCAGCUUAAUAGCAAGGCUGGACAACUUAACACCGAUGAGAUUACGUUGUUGAAGAAUAUGUUCGAAGAUACGUUCCAGAAUGCUUCGCUCCGGGACCAUGAAGUGAGAUUCCAAUUCUGGAAGUCGUUACAUUUGGCCAACCCUGAGCUAUUUACUUUUCAGGAUGCCGAGGAUGCCCUUUUGGCCAAGUAUGCAUCUGUGAAUGCACUAACGGACGACUUGUCGCUGCAAAAAUUGAACGACGUUGCUGAGUAUGCCAAGCUAUUGCUUGAUACACCCUCCAGAGCUCACGAUAAGCCUCUGAGUGAUGUAGCCUUGGACAAGCUUUCCAAGUUCAUAGCAGCUUUGUACGAGUUCUCGACCGACAAGUUCACACUAUCGGGAAACCCCUUGUUGAUCCCAUUGUUGUGGAGAUUGUGCUACCACGAACAUCAAAAUGUUCGUCAACUUUCACCAGGAACCGUGGAUGCGGUGAUUCACAGUGGUCAACCAAUCGAGGUAUGCGAAGCGUCACCAUUGAUCACUAUUGCAUCUAAAAAUGCCAGAGACGUUCUUUCGCUUGUCGACUAUUUCACUCAGAAAGUUGAUUUUGGCACUGUUCCUACCUACGCAUUGAGUGAACUAAUACUAUUCACUUACGGAAAUGCGUCCAAAUGGGGCAAGUUCUGGAAUCAGUGGGAAGACAUGUGCUUUUCCAAAAGCGUCGAACCAGAUGUGGCUGUCGAGAGAUGGACAAGGCUCGCAGUGUACUUGAGUUGUCGUGGGGACAAGUCCAGCAUGAGAUCUUUCCUUUUAAACUACUGGAGCGCCAGCAACUCUGUGGGCGGGUCGUUUGUGAAGGCAUUUGAGGCCAACGGAAACACCUUCAAUUCAGAGAGGGAAUCUUCAGCACUCCGGAGAGCCAUUUUGUCAAUGGUCAAUAGCUUUGAUGGAGACCAGACUUUUGAUGGCAUCCGGAACCAGGUAGAGAGUAUUUGUAAAUAG
Molecule: messenger RNA, 1806 nt
Organism: Sungouiella intermedia
Lineage: Eukaryota; Fungi; Ascomycota; Pichiomycetes; Serinales; Metschnikowiaceae
Source: the annotation of a GenBank genome assembly